Molecule: messenger RNA, 835 nt
Organism: Cannabis sativa
Lineage: Eukaryota; Viridiplantae; Streptophyta; Magnoliopsida; Rosales; Cannabaceae
Exons: 2
Coding region: 145-531 (128 amino acids)
Cellular component (GO): mitochondrial large ribosomal subunit
Source: RefSeq, a predicted model, not a curated record
CCUUCCUUUCUCUCUCUCUCAAAGCAGUCGCCACCACAGCCACCGUUCUCUUCUGUUACUCACUCUCACCAGCUUUUUAAAGCUGUUAUUGUCGUUUCCUUGGAUUUCAUUCUCGUUUCGUGUUAUUCCCAUUUCAAUUUCCCAAUGUUGAAGUUCCUAUCGAAAGUGAGAAUCGAAUUCAAUGCUUUGGACCCUCGCACUGCCUCCUGCUUGGAGUUUCUUGCUCAGUGCAAUGCCCGCAAGGCCAAGGAAUCAAACCCUGCUUGUCAACUCCUCGUCAAGCGCCGCACCGACGACGAGCCACCCAAGAUCGCCGUAACGUUCGUGAAUGGUGUGGAGGAGGUGUUUGAUGCCACUUCCACGCCUGCCCAGAACAUCAGGAACAUGAUUCUUGAAAAGGGUCAGCAUCUCGAGACUGAGCAGAUGUUCCGGGAAGCAGGGGAGUCUUGGCCUGUUAUCAUUCCUGAGGAAGAGAUCAAUCAGUACUUCCCGGGAACAAAGCCAAGGAAAGCAGAAGAAAAGAAGCAAUAAUUGUAGUUUUGGGAUGAUGAGAAUUGAGAAGAGACAGGUCUGGUCUGGUAUGAUAUUAGUCAAUGAGAUUAGAUUAUAUUAUGUUUCAUUCUUGUAUUGUUGUUUGACUUCAAUGCCAAAGCAACCUUGUUCCCUUUUCAAGUUAUAGACAAAUAAAACUGAUUGAAUUUGAAAGACAAAACAAAAGAGUUGAAUUUCCUCUUCCACUUCUAGAGAUUGACAAAUUUUCUGCUUGUGGGAAUAUAUGUACUUGAAAACAAAGUUUACAUAUUCAUUUUAUCAGCAAAUUAAUUGUCACCCAGAA